ACGAACACAAUGGCAUUCCGCGCUGGUUUGCGGUCCAUGUCCACUGCAGCACGCUCUUCGUUGAAAAUUGGGUUGUUACCUGCGGACGGCAUUGGUCAUGAAGUCAUUCCGGCGGCAAAAGAGGCUAUUGAAGCUUUGGGUUCCAGUAUUCCGAAACCAGAAUUCAUUAACUUGAAUGCCGGUUUCGAAUAUUUCACCCGUAAGGGUGUUGCAUUACCUGAAGAAACCGUCCAAACACUUAAAAAUGGGUGUGAUUGUGCGCUUUUCGGUGCCGUGAGCUCUCCAUCGAAAAAGGUGACCGGGUACAGUUCCCCGAUUGUCGCACUUCGCAAAGAACUGGACCUAUAUGCAAAUAUUCGACCUGUAGUUUCUGUCGCCGCGAAUCCGGGAGAUCGACCAGACGUUGACCUGGUUGUCGUGCGCGAAAACACGGAAUGCCUGUACAUUAAGCAAGAAACAAGUACCAUUGGGCCAAAUGGUCGCGAAGCGCGUGCAACUCGACUCAUUACUGAGCGUGCUUCAAAGAGAAUUGGCAAAGCUGCUUUUGAAAUUGCGCUUAAUCGUCCACGAAAGCACUUAACAAUUGUGCACAAAUCGAACGUCCUUUCUGUCACUGAUGGCCUCUUCCGAGAAAGCGUACGCGCUGUACCCGGAUCGGCCGAACCAGCAGGGAAAUAUGAUAGUGUUACGAUCGCUGAACAACUUGUCGACAGUGCAGUAUACAGACUGUUCCGCGAACCUCAAGUUUUUGACGUGAUGGUCGCACCCAACCUUUAUGGUGACAUUAUCUCCGAUGCUGCUGCAGCGCUAGUCGGCUCUUUAGGACUCAUCCCAUCUAUCAACUCCGGAGACUCUUUCGUAAUGGGCGAACCUGUUCACGGCUCUGCACCCGACAUUGCCGGAAAAGGCAUCGCAAACCCUCUCGCGGCAAUUCGUAGUGCAGCACUGAUGCUACGUACUCUCGGCUACGGUGAUGGCGCGGCACGAAUUGAGCGUGCAGUAGACCAGGUAAUCCGGGAAGGCAAGUUCCUUACACCUGACCUGGGAGGGACGGCGAAGACGAGUGAAGUGACGAACGAGGUUUUGAAGCGCAUCUAAACUGGUAUAUUAUGAGAGUAGAUACUUGGAUUAAAAAAAUAGACCUGCUUGAAUUGAC
Molecule: messenger RNA, 1156 nt
Organism: Fomitiporia mediterranea MF3/22
Lineage: Eukaryota; Fungi; Basidiomycota; Agaricomycetes; Hymenochaetales; Hymenochaetaceae
Product: mitochondrial NAD-homo-isocitrate dehydrogenase LysB
Exons: 10
Coding region: 10-1098 (362 amino acids)
Biological process (GO): isocitrate metabolic process; tricarboxylic acid cycle
Cellular component (GO): mitochondrion
Molecular function (GO): NAD binding; isocitrate dehydrogenase (NAD+) activity; magnesium ion binding
Source: RefSeq, a predicted model, not a curated record